AUGGAGAAAAGUAUGGAGAAAUGUGGCAAGAGACUGGAAACACUGUGGACGCGCGUGGAGGACCUGGAAAAUCGCAGCAGGAGAAAUAAUGUAAGAGUGGUGGGACUGAAAGAGGGCAAGGAGGAGACGGGCAAAGUUAUUCAGUAUGUGGAAAAGAUCAUCUCUCAGGGGCUCGGGCUGUCCGGCAGCGAGUUUGAAAUUGAACGUGCCCACCGCUCUUUGGCGCCCAUACCGGACCCGGACCAACCGCCCAGGACCAUACUGAUGCGCUUUCUACGUUCAUCGGCCCGAGACAAGGUGCUGCAGGUGGCUAAGGAGAGACGGGGGAUCGACUGGGAGGACUGUAAGCUGUCCUUCUUUGAGGAUGUAUCCAGAGAACUGGCGGAGAAAAGAAAAGCAUUCACUCCGGUGAAGAGACGUCUGCAUGCGUUAAACGUGAGACACAGGCUGGUCUACCCGGCGACACUCAUCUUCACAUGGAAAGGGCAGAAGAAAACUUUUCGAGACAGCAAUGAAGCGGAGGAGUUUGUGCAAGGUGCUGAAUAG
Molecule: messenger RNA, 546 nt
Organism: Xyrichtys novacula (pearly razorfish)
Lineage: Eukaryota; Metazoa; Chordata; Actinopteri; Labriformes; Labridae
Source: the annotation of a GenBank genome assembly